This is a messenger RNA of Silurus meridionalis, 2211 nucleotides long. RefSeq names its product inactive phospholipase D5. NCBI's taxonomy places the organism in Eukaryota, Metazoa, Chordata, Actinopteri, Siluriformes, Siluridae. The record is from RefSeq and is a predicted model, not a curated record. Bases 185 to 1582 code for a protein of 465 amino acids. Gene Ontology annotation, molecular function: catalytic activity. The transcript has 10 exons.
GAGAGAGAGAGAGAGAGAGAGAGAGAGAGAGAGAGAGAGGGAAAUCAUGCCAGGGUGUAGCAGCUCUCCGGUGAAAACUGUACACUCUUUUUUGUUUGCACGUCUUCCUGGGCAGUAAGCAGCAGACAAGCAGACAGCAGAAAGUGUGUGAAUAGGGAGCAGAGCCUGACAACAGCGUUACAUCAUGAAGUCUCAGCAGAAAUGCAUCGUGAUCUUUGCUCUGGUGUGCUGCUUCGCCGUCUUGGUGGCGCUGAUAUUUUCAGCCGUGGACGUGUUAGGAGAAGACGACGACAUCCUCAACGACGAUAAUUGCAGCGAUAUCUGCCAGGUGGUGCUUGUGGAAAAUAUCCCAGAAGACAUCUCUAUUUCUCACGAGGGUACAACCUCCUUGACUGCGGGACUUCACAGCCUUCUGGACCUGGCUCAGAAAUCGGUCGAGAUCGUGUCACCAUGGUGGGAUCUGAACUCCACCGAGCAGGACUCUCGAUUUCCACAAGCCAAGCAGCAGGGUCGACUGUUACUCCAUCGGCUUCUGGGUCUGAAAGCUCAGCAUGUUCAGCUGAAGAUAGCCAGCAGCACGGCGUCUCCAGAGCUCGAUCUGCUCUCUCACUACGGUGCUGAUGUGCGAUACCUGAACAUGACGGCCCUCACCAAAGGCCUCCUUCAUUCCUCCUUCUGGGUGGUGGACAGGAAACACGUGUACAUCGGCAGCGCUGCAAUGGACUGGAGAUCUCUGUCUACGCUGAAGGAGCUCGGCAUCGUCGUUUAUGAGUGCAGAUGUUUGGCUGUAGACCUGCACAGGAUCUUUAACCUUUACUGGCAGCUGGAGUACAAGGAGUUCGUCCCCACAAUAUGGAGCAAGAGGCUGAGCGCCCUCUACAGCAAGGAGGAACAUUUCUCUUUUCACCUCAACGGCUCCUUGGCCAGAGCCUACUUCUCGAGCUCCCCGAAUAUCUUCCGUCCCAAAGACAGGACCACGGACACCGAAGCCAUUUUCCGGGUCAUCCAGGACGCCAAGCGCUUCAUCUGCAUCUCCAUGACAGAUUAUCUGCCUCUCCUGAGCAGCACUUCACACACUAAGUACUGGUCGCGUAUCGACGGCAUGCUGCGCGAGGCUCUGGUCCUGAAAAACCUCCAAAUCCGUCUGCUGAUCAGCUGCCGAGAGCAAACGCACCCACUCACCUUCAACUUCCUGUGGUCCUUACAGAACCUGUGCAUUCAGAUCUCCAACUGCUCCAUGGAGGCCAGGUUCUUCAGUCCUCGUGUGCGAGACGACGGCUCUCCUCAAGACGUUCACCAUCACAGAUACGUGGUGACCGAUAACUCUGUGUAUAUAGGGAAUCUGGACUGGGUGGGGAACGAGUUUGUGUAUAACGCAGGAGCCGGCCUGGUGGUCAGUGAGCCGGGGAGAAGCUCCACACUGUCCGGGAGACUGAGAGCGGUGUUUGAUAGAGACUGGCGCUCGCCGUACGCUAAACCGCUGCAACCCAACAAGAUUCCCACCUGCAGCUGGAGCACCGCUGGGGUCAAAGGUCACACGGGUCACACGGAGGACACAGCGGGUCCGAACGCCUCUCUGUAAGAUAAGGGCAGGAGGCACCGACCAUAGACUUCUGUACAGUAUUUAUUAUUUAUUCUUAAUAUAUUCUCGAAUAUUUUAUUAUCAUUAUUAUUUAUGAUUCAUCCCGCACACGUUUUGUAAUGAACAUGACACGUUUUUUUCACGCCUCCUUUUGAAACCUGCCUCGUUUUAUAUUUUAUAUUUGAUAUUUUUUACCUUUAAAUUCGUCGCGGCGCAAACCAGCAGGGGGAGCACCUGAGAAUGUACGGUCGCCAUGACGACGAGAAGACCUCAUAAAUCCCUUUGUGUAGAAACAGUAACAACGGAAAUUGUUUACUUAUUCUUUCGUUUAUUUCUUCCUCUGUUUAUUUUCUAUGACGCUUUAAACAAGCCUGGACGCCGUCCCCAAUCAGCAGCAUGUCUGUUUGUCUGUUCGUUUGUUUGUUUGUUUGUUUAUUUGUUUGUUUGUUUAUCUGUGCCUUUCUUUCUUCAUUAUUUACCAGCUGUUUAUAGUUUUUACUUCUUUACUAAUCGUUUUAUUUGUUUUUGGUUCCAAACUUCAUUCAGUUAUGUAUCUUUUUUUCUUUCCUUCUUUUUUUCUUUCUUUCUUUCUUUCUUGAUUUAUUUUCAGCUCAUUUCUUUUACUUAAU